AUGGACGGGCUGAGGGCGUGGGCAGCCCCUGCCUCAUACAAGUACACUGCCCUCCCCGAGCGCGGUAGCCGGGAUGCGGUACGGACCAGGAGGGAUAAGGAGCAAGCGGACGGCAAUCGAGCCAUUAUCAAGCUCGCAGCGGCGGGCUUGGUGAUUGUGGUCGCCCUGUAUUUUGUCGUUGGCUAUAUGAAAUCUGAUCCACCCCAAAGCGAUUCUUGCGACGAUUCGGGGCAUGGCUUCCAUUGCCGACCCGACAUAUCUCACUUCUGGGGACAGUACUCCCCAUUCUACUCUGUGAAGUCCGACAUCAGUCCUUCCACUCCCAAGGGAUGCAAUGUCACCUUUGCGCAGGUGCUCUCUCGCCAUGGUGCCAGAGAUCCUACGCUAUCAAAAACCGUCAUCUACGGUGCCCUUCUUGCUCGGGUCCAAAGCACCGUUACUCAUUAUGGGAAGGAUUUUACCUUUCUCAGUGAGUACAACUAUAGCCUCGGGGCUGAUCAGCUGACCCAUUUCGGUCAACAAGAGAUGGUCAAUUCGGGCAUCCACUUCUACAAUCGUUACAAGGACUUGACGAGGAAUUCAUCGCCGUUCGUGCGAUCCGCUGGGCAAUACCGUGUUGUCGAAUCUGCCCAGAAUUGGACUCAAGGUUUCCAUCAGGCUCGACUGGCCGACAAGCACACCGACUUGCCAGAUACAUACCCCUAUGGCAUGGUGCUCAUACCGGAGGGAUCAGCCUUCAACAACACUCUCAGCCAUGACCUCUGCUCAGCCUCUAGCUCAGCGAAAGGUUCAAGUGCACAGGCCGUCUGGCUGGAUGUGUUUGCACCCCGUCUAACCGAAAGGCUUAACGCGAACCUCCCCGGCGCAAAUCUCACGAACUCUGAUACUAUCGCGUUCAUGGAUCUUUGUCCAUUCAACACUGUGGCCAAUGCAGAUGGCAAGCUGUCUCACUUCUGCAAGCUCUUCGAUAGCGAUGACUGGCAUGCGUACGACUACUAUCAGUCGUUGGGCAAGUGGUAUGGGUUCGGUAACGGAAACCCCCUUGGACCUACCAAAGGAGUUGGCUACGUCAACGAGCUCAUUGCCCGGCUUACUGGCGAGGCUGUGGUAGAUCACACCAACACAAACAGCACGCUGGAUAGCUCGCCCGAGACAUUCCCCCUGGACAGGGCGCUCUACGCCGACUUCAGCCACGACAACGACAUGAGCAACAUAUUUGCAGCCAUGGGGCUGUACAACGAGACCGAGCCCCUAUCGAAUACUACGAAAGUCUCACCUAAGGGGACCAAGGGGUUUUCGGCCAGUUGGACCGUGCCAUUUGCGGCAAGGAUGUACGUCGAGAAGCUAAGCUGCGGGGAUUCCGACGAGGAGAUGGUGAGGGUAUUGAUCAAUGAUCGGGUCAUACCGUUGCAGAACUGCGGUGUUGACGAGCUGGGCCGUUGCGAGCUUGGCAACUUUGUGGAUAGCCUCAGCUUUGCCAGGGACGGCGGGCAUUGGGACAAGUGCUUUGAGUGA
Messenger RNA from Pseudomassariella vexata, 1515 nucleotides. Its product is annotated as histidine phosphatase superfamily. Lineage: Eukaryota; Fungi; Ascomycota; Sordariomycetes; Amphisphaeriales; Pseudomassariaceae. The transcript has 2 exons. The record is from RefSeq and is a predicted model, not a curated record. Bases 1 to 1515 code for a protein of 504 amino acids. Gene Ontology annotation, molecular function: acid phosphatase activity.